AUGCGUACCCAUGCCGGAGCGACUGGCUCGAACAUUACUAAACACAUACUGCAGGGUGUCAGCUGCGAAGCCGUUUCGCAAACCAUGGCUUGGUGGUCAAUGAUCGGCCUCGCAUUCUUUCUCCUCAACGACGCAGUGGGUGGGAACGUCACCGCGAACGUCACCGAGAAUGUGACCGAGCUCCCACGAUGUGACACACUCACGAGCACCGAUUUGUGCCGGGAUGCAUGCACGACCGUGUAUGGUGCACCUCCCACUUCCCUAAGGUACGGGUUCGUCGACUGUCUGUGCCGACGCCGGGUCGAUGGAGAGUUGCAGUUAUGUUGCGACGAUGAGUUCGUCUGCACGACGACGACGACAACAACAAAGGCGAGCGUGACAUGCUACUCGCUCCCAUCCAUGGAUGACUGCAUUCAGGCUUGCAUAGAUCAGUAUGGCGGGACCAAUGCCAAUCGAGUGAGCGUGCUGUUCAAGCAUCGCGAACAAUGCGAGACCGGGAACCGCCAACCAUGCUGCGACAUAGACGGAGCGCGUGCCCUCAGCCUCCUUCCAGCAGCAAUGAUUUCAGUGACAGUGUUCGUGGCAAAGUUCCUUUAA
This is a messenger RNA of Symbiodinium natans, 597 nucleotides long. The record is from the annotation of a GenBank genome assembly. NCBI's taxonomy places the organism in Eukaryota, Dinophyceae, Suessiales, Symbiodiniaceae.